Messenger RNA from Acanthoscelides obtectus, 564 nucleotides. Lineage: Eukaryota; Metazoa; Arthropoda; Insecta; Coleoptera; Chrysomelidae. The record is from the annotation of a GenBank genome assembly.
UUCCAAACCCUUACAUGAAAAAGCCUUUUCACUCAAAUUUUUGUUAGGUGUUGCAUUUCAACACAUUCAUACACUUCUUUCCAGUUCCUCAACGAUAUUUUAACCCCACUGGUCCGAAACUGUGCAACAGUUUCAACAUUCAUACAUACAAUUGCAGUUGCAGUUUUUUUUUAAUCUCAGUGUAUAAUCAGUCGCACCAUGGUACAUUCAACAUAACCACGUAUUUAGGGGUUCGUGCAGAUUUAACGUGUACACGACGUCAUCAUUAGGCGCUCCUCUGGCGAUGUCCGAUUGUGUUCAGGUGCCUUCUGCAGGUACCUCUUCACCACGGUCAGGAGUUGAUACCAGCGCGGCUCUCGUUUUUUUUGCUCUAGGCAUAGCCAUCCUCAAUUAAUCGCACAAAAAACAAGUCCAAGGCAGAAAAACACACCCGAAGACGAACACCAAAACAAAUCUCUACCGCAAAUUCGUCAACAACUCAAACAAAAACAACAGAUGAUUCACCGCCUGGCUUUGACCAACAGUAUAGAAAGGACUAUCCAAGGUUACCAUCUGGCGGCGUAA